GCUGUAGCGGCCUGCCGGUCAGAUAGUUGCCGGCUCUGGACGAGCUGGGGUUGCGGUUGCAGCGAGGGUGAAGCCGGGGGUUCAGCGGCGAGUCUGUCUGUCUGUCAUCGGAGGGUUCAAUAGGCAGCUCAGUGUAAAAUGUCUGGAUUGUUGAGAUCGGACAUCAAUUUAAAAGAGCCGCGAUGGGACCAGGGGACUUUCAUAGGAAGAGCCAAGCACUUCUUCAUGGUGACUGACCCUCGCAAUGUUCUGGCCUCGAGUGCAGAACUGGAGACAGCAAAGACUAUUAUUGAAGACUACAAGCAUGGCAAGAGCCAAACAAGACUGACAGAAGAUGAGCUCUGGCACGCUAAGUACCUCUAUGAUUCCGCCUUCCAUCCAGACACCGGGGAGAAGAUGAUUCUGAUUGGACGGAUGUCUGCGCAGGUUCCCAUGAAUAUGUCCAUCACUGGUUGCAUGCUGACCUUUUACAGGACAACACCGGCAGUAGUCUUUUGGCAAUGGGCCAACCAGUCCUUCAAUGCAAUCGUUAACUACACCAACAGGAGUGGAGACGCACCACUGACAGUGGGCCAACUGGGCACAGCAUACGUCAGUGCAACUACAGGGGCAGUGGUCACAGCUCUUGGGCUGAAGUCUCUUACAAAGCAUUUGCCUCCCCUGCUUUCUCGUUUUGUGCCCUUCGCUGCCGUAGCUGCUGCCAACUGCAUCAACAUCCCUUUCAUGCGACAGAGAGAACUUAAGUAUGGGAUACCAGUCACAGACGCCAACGGAAAUCGACUUGGGGAGUCAGUCAAGGCAGCACAGCAAGCCAUUGUCCAGGUUGUAGUGUCUCGCAUUGGUAUGGCGAUACCUGCCAUGGCAAUUCCCCCCAUUAUCAUGAACGCUUUGGAAAAGAAGGCAUUUUUAAAGCGUUUCCCAGUCUUCAAUGCCCCGAUUCAGGUUGGGCUAGUGGGUCUUUGCUUGGUCUUCGCCACUCCUCUAUGCUGUGCACUUUUUCCACAAAAAAGUUCCAUGAAGGUUUCCAGGCUCGAACCAGAGCUCCAGGCUCAGAUUCAGGCGAGAAGCUCUGCUAUUAAUGUCGUGUACUUCAACAAGGGCUUAUAGGCUGUUGUCACAUAAUCAGCCUGGCCAGAAUGGUAAACAAUUCACUUUUCCAGCAGCAGUAACUGCCCUUCCACCUGCAACCUGCCCUUCUCCUAAGUCACCGCAGGAGGAAGUAUUGUUGCCCAACAUAGAAAGAUACUAAACAAGGGAAAACAAGUUACUUGUACCAUUGACUACUCUAAAUUUCAUUCUCUUUGUAAAUGACCUGGUAGAUGUUUAAACAUUGAAAAUUAAUACGUCCCGGGAGAUGAGAAUUCCUGAUGGGAAAUUGAAUUUUCAGAUGGAAUUGCUGAGGUUUUUAAAUUACUGGGAGUGUGAAUAAAUAAGUUGUACCCAACAGCACUAACUAGCAAGAUGACACACACGUCAAACUGUACAAUUGCUCAGGGAAUCCAUAAUUCAUCUCGUCCAUUUCCUGCUUGUGCAGUUUAAACUUAGAACCUUCCAUAUUCAUUUUCUCCACAGCAAAUUCAACAAAAGGAUCACACAUACAUAAGGCACUCUGCUGAUUGUGUUGCUUUGCACACCCUCAUGAUUAGCAGUCAGUUUGAUUUCAUCAUUUUAAAAUAUUACAAAGUACGUUUGAUUUGGUUCACGGCCCUUCUUCCUUUCUCACCUUUUCAGACUUUGAGAUGAUUUACUAUGGGUAGCAGGGAAAUAGCUUCAGUUUUAGACAGCACCCAUUGCGUUUGCAUUUAAUUAGUUUUUCAGUCUGUUCUGGGAGGAAUCUUCAUUCUGCACUUGCACAAGAUUCUACUUUGAUCUGAAAAUUCAUAUCCAGCACUACUGAUCAUUUUAAAUCCUGGAAUAGCCAAAAUGUGCUUUCACAUGCUGUGAUCUUUUCCUGGUCCGUCAAAUUAGUAACUUAAUUGAUUCAAUGUUUUCUGAUUUACUACGGGUCAUGCUUCAGAGAGCAGAGUUGAACACAGCACAGGAAAACAGAAGUAGGGCACCUUAAGGCUACCCCACCAUUCAGUAUGAUCAUGCUUGAUCUAAGAUGGCCUUUUAGUCCACCAGAUCCCUACAACUCUCAAUUCCUCAAUCUUUCACGUAUUUAUCUGUCUCCUCUUUAAAAAUAUCUCACAAUCCUGGGGAUAGAAAAUUCAGUAGAUUUAUUAUUCUCCAAGAGAAUGGAUUUAUAAGCACCUGAGUUUUGGAUGAUCAGUUCUUUAUUAUGUUAAUACGUCUCCUUGUUCGUGACUCUCCCAAAAGUAAGAAUAUCUCGGCACCUACCCAUCAAGUUCUCUUAAGAUCAUAAGUAAGUUCACUCCUCAUUCUUCUAAACUUCAUGGAAUGCAGACCCAAGAAAUUAAUCUGCUUGUUUGUGAUGCUUCUCCGCAAUGAAGAGUACACGUACAUUUUAUUUGCUCAAAGGCAAAAUCACCCAGGACAGCCCAGGGGCGUAUGGGUUCAGAAUGGUUUAAUGUUACACCCAUCAGAGUGGUACAGCAAGUAACUGGCCUUUUGCCUGCCUGUGACUUUGUCCAUUCUCACUCAUCCCAUUUCUCAUUGAGACCUGCACAGUUCUUUCCUGUUAGCUGACAUUACCUUGGGAAUAUAUGUAGUGUCUCCACCGCAAAACAAAAGGACAUUAUCUGCUUUUUCCUUACUGGUCAUUAUCAAUUCACUUGCCUUCUUGUCUACAGAUCCUACAGUUUUUCCUGUUUAUACAUCCACAGUUGUCCAUCUUGUUGUUUUGCCAUUAUUUAUAGCUUUCUCUUGAAAUCUGUUUUGUCCUUUAUGAACUUUUACAUAGGAACAGAAAACGUACAGCACAGUACAGGCCAUUCAGCCCUCUAUUUUACUAAGCUCCAUGUACCUAUCUAAAUGUUUCUGUAAAGAUCCUAACGUAUCCGCCUCCACCACCGUUGCCGGCAGCCCAUUCCACACACUCACCACACCAGCCCUUACAUUUUAUAUACUGUACUUUUCAGUUCAACUGUAUCCUUGACAUCCUUUGUAAACCACUGGUGUCUUUUUGUAACUGGGAUAAUUGCUUACUAAGCAUUAUGGAUCAGCUGUUUUAAUACCUGCUGCCGAUGUUGAUCUAUUGACCUGUUUUCCAGCGUAUUUUCCCAGACCACUUUUGCAUUUGCCUUGUAUCUGAAGGCAGUAGAUUUGGCCCUCUUGCUGUUCACACUCACAUGGCAGAUGAGUUUUCAAAUUGCAUCCCUCUCUCCUGCCACUGGGUUGUCAUAGGCCAGUGUUUCUUCCUGUUUGCGCCCCACAUACGAGUUCCUAAACUCCUCCAAAAUGCUUAUGACAAGGUGGGUAGUGGUACGAGCAUCAGCAUGCGAUUGUGGUACUGAUUCAUGUAUCCAACAGUGGCCCUUGAGAAGUUUUGUGCGUGGAAACCUUGUGACAACAAGUCUGAAGCAUCAAAAGGAACUGACUGAUUUCUCCCAUUACAAACAAGAGUAUCUGUGUGAUAAUCAAUUCUACUUGACGCAAGGAGGAACUUGGACCACAAAAUACGAACUUGUAUCAGAACCAAAUUAGGCCAUUUGGCCCAUUGAGUCUGCUCCACCAUUUCAUCAUGGCUGGUUAAUUUAAUACUGUUGUUUUCGGAUGCCUGGUAUGACAGUGCUGGUGUCCACACUGAGGCAGGCAUCUGUUCUUCUUGGCUAUCUCAACUGUCCAAGCGUGCUGAAAUAUGGAUUUAUAUAGUAGAGCUGUGUGGCCUCAUACGGGUACCUUGUGAAGUGCACUCAGACUCUUUGUGAAAUCCCUGGUCAUAGUCCAGAUUAUAUGAGGUAGCUCAAAACAUUUUAAUGCAUUCUACUUUUGAAAGCCAGAAGUAGAAGGGUUGUGUGAUAUUUUUGUUUAAAACUGUGUAAUAAGUGACUUGCAGGUAGUUGAUUAUUGGUGUUUCAUAUGUCAAUGAGUGAGGGAGUUGUAAAAUUAAUAGUAAAAAUUCAAAGCUUAUUAUUUUUACAGUAUUGUCAGGUGUAUUGUAAGCAGGAUUUCCCUGGGGAUUAAAAACUUGAUGCUCAUAGUGGAACCAGUCACUUUGAAACCACAUGCUUCUUAGUUAACCAACACCCCAAGUUGGGCUUUGAAGUCUUUGAAUGAAAUAAACAGUAUCUAAUAUAGCACCUAAAAAUAGCAGCUUCAGAUAUAGCACCAACCUCGGAACAAAUAGGCAUAAUGAAUGGAAGCAGGCCUGUCCUGCUCUGCCAGUUGGCUGAUCUGAUCUCCUGACCUCACUCUUUUCCUCACUGCCCAUAUUCGACAAAUGCACCUGGAUAAGAGUCAAGCAGGUGGAAAAGAUCCAAAGAUCUGGGUUAUUUAUAUAUCCUUCACCCUAGGUUGCUAGAAUUGUACACUUUCCACAUUCUGUGCAAGGGUGUUUCCAAAGUCUGUCUUUUUUCAGUGGUCUAAUCGUUUAACAUGGCAUAAUUCUACAAGUUUUUAAAUGGAAUAAAAAUUGAGGAUCAUUAAGUUAAUAGAUUUUCAACCAAAGAUUUCUGUAAUGUAGGAUCUGUCUUGGUUCCUGUGGGUUUAGGCUGAUACACGCUGGGGCUACACUGAAGAUCAAUGGGCUUCCAUUUAUUGUCAAAGUUGACAUUGCCAGCUUUGGCCAUUGCCAUUGGAAAAGAAGUGCCUCUCUUCAUUCUUCAGACUCCACACAAAGCGUGCCUGUAGGAUCUAUGGGGCAACUCCCAGUCAGAAUCACCCACUGUUGAUAAUUCCUGGUUUGGCACUGGAGGCCUUUGCACUUGCCUUGCCCCAGCAUCCAAGGAAAGAGAGGAUCAGGAACCACCGAACCUGCUGAAGCUCAGCGUUCUGGAGGAUUCUAGUUUCUAGUACCAUUUAGCAUGUAUGUCAAUGCUAUGUAAAAACUUCCUACUGUUAUAAACAACAUGUACGAUGUAAAAUCAAAAAUGUAUGUUGGGAUAUCAUACUGAAAAUAUCAUUGAAAGUGUUGGGGAUACAAUUACUGACUAAUGCACGUGAACCUCUUUAAAACUGUCCAGAGGUCAUCUGCAGGUCCCAGUUCUUCACACCAGGAAGACAGCAAUCUGCAAAUCAAGUGCUCUCCUGAUUUCUUGAUUUAUACAUCUGGCAGGAAGCUGUCUAUUCCUAAUUAUUUGGUAAGCCUAAAGUGAAUUGUAAACAAAUGUUCCGUUGGAGAAAAUAACUGGAGGAACAUUCAAUGCCUUCCCUAUUGGGACAAUGUAGAAAUUGUUGGAAACAAUAGUGUUUGGAAAACUUAUGAUCUGACUAUAUGGGUAUUGCUGCCAAGAUCCCCUAAUUAUCCUGUUAGACAACAAAAGGGAGGUAAUCAUUAAUCAACAACAGUGAUACUUAUUGAACUUAAUGUCGUGCUAUUGGAGAAUUAAUUAUUAUAAUAUCUAUAACAAUGAUCACAAAAAAAACACAACUGAGCAAUAUUUGUUAGUGCACUUUGCAGAGCAUUUUCUAUUUAAGUUGUUGUACCAAAGCACAGUGGCUGAAAGGGAAAUAACAUUGUUAACUAUUAUUGAAAGCAGUGUUAGAGUGAUUCACAAUAUGAGCUAUCAGAAUAGCCAGAAUCUCAGGAAUGGUUCUCCCACAGGCUUUUUCAUUCCCGGCCAGAUUGGUCUUGAUCUCCACUCCAGAUUUUGUUGGGUCAAGAACAAGAUGAUUUUGGAGAACUGUGGUGGAAAUACCAAAUAUGACAUGUGUUCCUGUUUAUCAAACCAUGUAUUAGCUGGUAGAAGUGACAAUGUGCCCAAUGAGUUUUUAAUGUGUGUGUUUAAUUUAUAUGUUGAAGUCCCAUGAUUUAUUUUGUUACAACUAUUAUGAUGUACUUGUGCAGUUGGUGUAUGUGACAGUGUGGAGAUAUUCAGAUGAAAAGAGGAGAAAUAAAGCAAGUUUGUGCUUGGUUAUGUCCC
This is a messenger RNA of Hypanus sabinus (Atlantic stingray), 5984 nucleotides long. It is a transcript of the gene sfxn3, whose product is annotated as sideroflexin 3. Gene Ontology annotation, cellular component: mitochondrial inner membrane. Gene Ontology annotation, biological process: monoatomic ion transport; serine import into mitochondrion. The coding region runs from base 139 to 1107 and encodes 322 amino acids. Gene Ontology annotation, molecular function: monoatomic ion transmembrane transporter activity. The transcript has 11 exons. NCBI's taxonomy places the organism in Eukaryota, Metazoa, Chordata, Chondrichthyes, Myliobatiformes, Dasyatidae. The record is from RefSeq and is a predicted model, not a curated record.